Messenger RNA from Leucoraja erinaceus (little skate), 2316 nucleotides. It is a transcript of the gene spaca9, whose product is annotated as sperm acrosome associated 9. The transcript has 4 exons. Gene Ontology annotation, cellular component: sperm flagellum; acrosomal vesicle; ciliary base. NCBI's taxonomy places the organism in Eukaryota, Metazoa, Chordata, Chondrichthyes, Rajiformes, Rajidae. Bases 173 to 859 code for a protein of 228 amino acids. The record is from RefSeq and is a predicted model, not a curated record.
UGUCUGUCUGUCUGAGGGUUUUCAAGCGACUUGGUGUUGUCAAGGCAAAGGUGAAAGUGAUUUCCGUUCUGUCACCUCCAGGCGCCACUGGCUCCGCUUUCAGUGACUCAAGACCCUAGGCCCUUGUCGAGAAGAGUCCGGCCACUUUCGAAGAAGAAAUGGAGAUGAAGGAAUGAAUGAGUUGAAGGCUGCCCUAAGAGAUUUGGAUCAGCGUUACUCAUAUUUCAAGCAGCAACAAUUCACCUUUAUUACGGCUCUGGACCACACGCGGGAGAAUGCCCAUGACAAGACCCAACCUGUGUCCACUCUUGCUCAGGUUCAGAAUUACCUGGAUCACCACUGUAACAACGCGACUGACAAGCGAAUCAUGAUCAUGUUCGUGGAUCUUUGCAAAGAUCUCAGUGACUUUUGUACUCAACUUCAGGAUAUAAAUCCCAAAUCCUGCUCACCUGAUGAUGUACUGGAGAAGUGCAAAGUCCUCCUCAGCUGCAACAAUGACAUGAGAAACCUCAGAGUGAAAUAUCCACAUGAUGAGGUGAACCACCUGAGCUGUGAAGAAGCAAAGCACCAUUACGGGGGUGUGAUCAGCAUCCUUCCAUUUGCUCUAGAUUACUUAAAAGACGGUAUUGGCAUCAUCGAGUUAGCCCAGUAUGAAGCUGCAAAAAAUAACAGGUAUGCUGAGUGCCACAAGAGAGACCAACCAAAAGGCCACAAAGAGAGCAGCGCACAAACUGGUCAAUUGCCGUCGGAAAAUUGUGAAAUCGCAGCCAUGAAAUUGAAAGCAUCCAUCAAAAAGAAAAAUAGGUUAUUAAUGACCAAAGCACCAUGGGUACCACCUGGUAAAACCAAUGGUCUUUGAGUCUUGCAAUAUGCAAGCAUCCCACUCAUCACCACUGUUAGCGCUUGCCUGCACUCCUGAUAGCUUAAUGCCGUGAUUAAACUGCCCAAGCCCUUCCAAUCAUGUGUCCAGCAGAGAAUCACUUGUUACAGACUUCUGCAAAACACAUUUUCAAAAGAGCUCCUUCAUAAAAAUGAUAGUUUGCUUCAAAAAUAUAUAUUUUAAAUGCUGCAUUUAUUGAGGGAUUUUCAUGAUCACAGGGCAUUCUGGAGCAUUGUAGAGCUGAUGUACUUUUGUGGUCUGGUAACUGUUGUCAUGGGAAGAGCGACAAACAUCAUUGCAUACAUUGCAAUGGCAGAUUAUCUCAUUUUUGUGUGAUAAAUAUCACCCAGGACAUCACAGAGAAUGUUCUUGUUCAUCUUCACUGGAUAUCAGGAUCCACUGCAUUCUCCUUAAAGAGAUGGUGGAACCUAAGUUUAAUCCCCCCCAAUGAGACAGCCCUCUCUCAGUGCUCCACAGAGUGCUAGCUUUGCCUUUCUGCCCAUUGCGUUGUUUGUUUACAAAGUGGGGACUGUGACCCUUGGGGGGUCACGGAAUGUUAAAAAAUGGGUUGCUGUCACCUAGAGGUCUUUAAAAUGAUGAGAGGGAUAGACAGAGUUGAUGUGGACAACCUUUUCCCUUUGAGAAUAGGGAAGAUUCAAACAAGAGGACAUGACUUCAGAAUUAAGGGACAGAAGUUUAGGGGUAAUAUGAGGGGGAACUUCUUUACUCAGAGAGUGGUAGCGGUGUGGAAUGAGCUUCCAGUGGAAGUGGUGGAGGCAGGUUCAUUGGUAUCAUUUAAAAAUAAAUUGGAUAGGCAUAUGGAUGAGAAUGGAAUGGAGGGUUAUGGUAUGAGUGCAGGCAGGUGGGACUAAGGGGAAAAAAAGUUGUUCGGCACGGACUUGUAGGGCCGAGAUGGCCUGUUUCCGUGCUGUAAUUGUUAUAUGUUUAGAGACUUUAGUGAUACAGCAUGGAACCAGGCACUUCAGCCCACCGAGUCCGCGCCAACCAGCGAUCACUGGUACACUAGUUCUACCUUACACAGUAGGGACAAUUUACGGAAGCCAAUUAACCUACAAACCUGCAUGUCUUUGGAGUGUGGGAGGGAACUAGAGCACCUGGAGAAAACCCACGUGGUCACAGAGAGAACGUGCAAACUCCACACACAGCACCCAUGGUCAGGAUUGAAAACUGGGUCUCUGGCACUGUGAGGCAGCAGCUCUACCGCUGCUCAACUUAUUCCUUGAAAUGAUUAUCAGACCACUGACCUAAGAAUGUGUUAUUAGUGGAUUAUGUAGCGCACCAUUUUGGUAAAGUGAAUUGCCUGACAAACUGUGUGAAAACCACUAUUCUAAGGUAUCACAUGAACCCAUACCUUUCAUCUCAGAGCCACUGAGGUUAGCUAUCUAGUUCUCUUCCUUUAUAUUAGACAUGCAUUG